This is a messenger RNA of Pyrus x bretschneideri (Chinese white pear), 747 nucleotides long. Its product is annotated as LOB domain-containing protein 36-like. NCBI's taxonomy places the organism in Eukaryota, Viridiplantae, Streptophyta, Magnoliopsida, Rosales, Rosaceae. Bases 1 to 747 code for a protein of 248 amino acids. The record is from RefSeq and is a predicted model, not a curated record. The transcript has a single exon.
AUGUCGUCAAACACUCAUUCACCGUGCGCUGCGUGCAAGUUUCAACGGCGAAAAUGUACGCAAGAAUGCGUGUUCGCCCCCUAUUUCCCACCAGACCAACCUCAAAAAUUCGCUAACGUUCACACCGUUUACGGUGCGAGCAACGUCGGCAAGAUCCUGAACGAACUCAAUGUUGCAUACCGUGAAGAUGCAGUGACGUCAUUGGCCUAUGAGGCAGAGGCUCGUCUUCGGGACCCAGUGUAUGGGUGUGUUGGUUUCAUCUCAUUUCUCCAGAACAGGCUUAGGCAAGUCCAGACUGAUCUCUACAACGCCAAGAAAGACCUAUCUGCCUAUAUUGGCCCUCAGGCAUUGAUGAUCCCUCUGUUGGGGGCUACCACUGGUCCUCCGCCCCAGCAGGGCUGCAGGGAAGGCCAGCUUUUGAUUCGCGACCAACAUCAGCAGCAACUGUUCGAGGCUCAUCAGCAAGAGCUUGUGAGGUUCAAUAUCAAUGGGAUGGACGCCGCAGCGAGUUUGGUUAAUGGAAAUGGGUUUAAUCAGAUUCCCGCAGCUGCUGCUAGUAAAGGUGUGGUGUCUGGUUCAUUGGGUUUGGGUGGAGCUUUUGAUAAUAACCAUUAUAACCAGAUCGAACAACAAGCAGCUGCACAUCACCUGAAUUCCCUAGACCAUCAGCUUCAGGCUCAGCUGAUGUUCCAACCACACCCGGCGGCCCUGGAAUCACAGCAGAAAUCAGUAGGCGAGGAGAGUUGA